Molecule: messenger RNA, 625 nt
Organism: Dioscorea cayenensis subsp. rotundata (Guinea yam)
Lineage: Eukaryota; Viridiplantae; Streptophyta; Magnoliopsida; Dioscoreales; Dioscoreaceae
Product: gluconokinase
Exons: 4
Coding region: 113-604 (163 amino acids)
Cellular component (GO): cytoplasm
Molecular function (GO): gluconokinase activity
Source: RefSeq, a predicted model, not a curated record
CUUCCAAUCUGCAAACUCAAGGUUUGGCUAUUGUGAUUAUGGGUGUCAGUGGUUCUGGCAAAUCUAAUGUGAUCAUUUAAAGCCUAUAUCGACAAACAGAACUGUUUGUGAGAUGCUUGCAAAGUCUCUGGGCUGCAACUUUAUUGAAGCUGAUGAUUAUCAUUCACAAGCUAACAAAGAAAAAAUGAGCAGAGCAAUUCCGCUUAACGACGAGGACAGGGUACCAUGGCUUGAAGCUCUCAGCGGCGCAAUCAGGAAAUACAUGAUGAAUGGUGAAACUCUAACUCUAACUUGCUCAGCACUACAAAAUAAGUACAGAGAGAUCCUAAGAUCAGCCGAUCCUAACUAUAAACCCGGGAACUAUACCACCUGCCGGGUAAAAUUUGUAUGUUUAGUCGCCCCAGCAGAAGUGAUUGCCGAGAGGAUUAAGAUCAGAUCUAAUGACGGUAAGCACUUCAUGCCUGCUACAUUACUGCAGUCUCAAUUAGAUUUGCUUCAGAUAAAUGAGGAUGAACAAAUAAACAAAAUUGAUGCCACUCUGAAACUUCAGAGCAUUGUUGACAGCAUACUCCUGCUCAUCAAAGGCUUAGAACUUCAGCAAUAAUUGAUGUAAUUUUCUUGUUUC